AUGUCUUGCAGCAGCAGCAGCAGCAGCAGCAGCAGGCAGAAGAGCAGCAGCAGCAGCAGCAGCAGCAGCAGCCAGAAGAGCAGCAGGAUAAUUCAGAGCUCUCUUAUUGAUUUUUUUGUAGGCUCGGGGGCCCCCAAGCGCCGCUCUUCGGGGGGCCCCCCGCAUUGUGAGGGUUUGAAGACCUCGGUAAUUGAUUUAACAGAAGACACAGACACCUCUUCUUCAGGGGGGCCCCCAGCAGCAGCAGCAGCAGCAGCAGCAGCAGCAGUGGGGGCCCCACCCUCGCAAGCUUUGCUGCCGCGCAGAAGACCUCUCCCUUGGGGGCCGCAACUUGGUGCAGCAGCAGCAGCAGCAGCUGCUGCUGCUGCUGCUGCAGCAACAGCAACAGAACAUGUAGCAGCAUCAGCAACAGCCACAGCAGCAGCAACAGCAGCAGCGGUAGUAGAUCCAGUUGCUGUUGCAUGCGCUGCAGCAGGCAUACCUUUAGGAAACCUCAGCAGCAGGGCGCUGCUAACGCUGCGGCUGCUGCUGCCUCUGCGGCUGUGUGUUGCUGCUGCUGCUGCGCUGCCUCAUUUGCUGCUGCCAGAGGAGCAGCAAUGCAUGCAUCGGCUAGGGAUUCUGUUGGGAGCCCCCACACAUGCACUAGCUGCAACAGCAGCAGCAGCAGCAGGGGCUGCUGCUGCUAGCCCUCCUGCUGCUGCUGCUUCUUCUUUUGCUGCCCCCGCUACUUCUGCUGCUGCUGCUGCUGCUGCUGCUGCUGCUGCUGCUACGCCCUUUGGCGCUGCAGCUGCUGUAGUGGAAAGGGACACAGGCGCAGCAGCAACAAUAACAGCAGCAGCAGCGACUUCAGCAGCAGCAGCAGCAACAACAGCAGCAUCAGCAGCAACAACAGCAGCAACAACCGCAGCAGGGAGCCCAGCAGCUGCAGAAACAGCUGCUCCGAGCACCGACACAAUACAAGGAGCAGCAGCAACAGCAGCAACAGCAACAGCAACAACAGCAGCAGCAGCAGAACCAGGGACAGCGCAUGCAGCAGCAGCAGGCACUGCUGCUGCCAAGGAAGAAGCAGCAAAGGAUGGGCCCCUAAGUGAAGGAGCUCAGCUGCUGCUGGCGAGGCUGCUGCUGCAUUUGCUGCGCCUCAGCUGCGCCCCCGCCCAGCCCCCUGCAGCGACACGCCGCAUCAGCAGCAGCAGCAGCAGCAGCAGCAGCAGCAGCAAUUCCUGGAUUCGGCUUCCUCUGCUGCUGCGGGUCUCUCGAGAGGUGCCGCAUGCUGCUGCUGCACUGCGGGAGCUGCAGCAGCGCAACCUGCUGCUGCUGUGGACGCCCCACACUCUCCCUCCUCCCAUAGCAGCAGCAACAGCAGCAGCAGCGGCAUCACCAGGAACAGCAGCAACAGCAGCAACAUUAACAGGAGCAGCACAUGUAGCAGCAAAAGGAACAGCUGCAGUGGCAACAGGAAGAGCAGCAGCAGCAGCAGCAGCAACAUGCGGCCGCUGCGCUGUAUGCGUUGAUGGUGUAUGUGCAUGCGCCUGGGCCUCCGCGCUGCAGUGUUUGUCUGCUGCUGAGGCACGAGCAGCAGCAGCAGCAGCAACUGCUGCUUUAGGGUCCCUCAAGGAGUCGUGGGGGCCCCCAAAGAAAGCGAAGACAAAAGCAGAUAUUAUCGGGUGGCUGCAGCAGCUAGCAGCAGGACACAAGCCCCAAGCUACCUGCAGCAGCAGCAGCAGCAGCAGCAGCAGCGGCAGCAGGCGCUUGGAGGAAUUCUUUGGGGCCCCCAAGGGCCCGAGUAGUCAAUCAGGUGCAGCAACAGCUGCUGCUGCUGCUGCAGUUCCUGUUGCAGUUGCUGCUGCUGUUCGCAGCUUACGCACAUACGUUAUUACGACCUGCUGCUGCUUGGGGCAGCUGCAGCAGCAGCAGCUGCUGCUGCACUCGCUGCGUCUUCUAUUUGUUGCAGUGCAUGCACCCCACGCAGCAGCACUUGGCCCCACAGCAGCAACAGCUCCUGGCUACGUUGUUGCUGCAGCAGAGCGCCUGCUGAAAGAAUACCUGCAGCAGCAGCAGCAGCAGCAGCAACAGCAGCAGCAGCAACAGCAGCAGCAGCACGAAGAGGAACUGCUGGCCCUUGCAUGCGCUGCAAUGCUGCCUGCUGUUCAUCGGGUGUCGCACUUAGUGGAUCUGCAGCUGAGGAAGAUACCGCACCACUUGCAGCAGCAGCAACUGCUGCUGCUGCUGCAGCAACAGCAGCAACAGCAGCAGCAACAGCAGCUAGCACAACUGCCAGAAGGUGAAGCAGGCGCAGCAACGCACAGCGACAUGAACGGAUACAGCGGAAGCAGUUGCUGCAACGGCAGCAGCAGCAACAGCAACACCAACACCAUCAGCAGGAGCAACAGCAACAGCAACAGCAGCAACAGCAGCAGCUGCAACACCAGCAGCAGCUGCAGCAGCAACAACGCAGCGAUCGAUGGCUACGUCAGCACGUCUCAUGCUACCAACCACAGUAGCAGCAACAGCAGCAACAGCAACGGCAGCAGCAGCAGCAGCAACGACUCUUUGUGCAGCGACGCACUGACAGUAGCAGAGACAGACCCCGAAGAAGCAGCGGCAGCAGCAGCUACAGCAGCAGCAGCUACAGCAGCAACAGCUACAGCAGCAGCAGCAGCAACAGCAGGUGCAGCAACAACAGCAGCAGCUACUGCAUCGGCAGCUUCAGCAGUAGCAGUUACAACAGCAGCAACAGCAGCAGGAACUGCACAACCUGGAUUGCUCCCUGUCUGGCGUUGCUGCUGCUGCAGCUGCGCGCAGCUGCAGGCUUACGAUGCAGCAGCAGCAACAGAAGCAGCAGCAACGACAACAGCAGCAGCAACAAUCACGCGACAGAAAGUUGUUGAAUUUGCUGCUGCGCUUCUGGCAGAGCUGCGGAUGUCUUAUGCAGCAAAUGAAGCUUCAAAGCCUACAGCAGCAACAGCAGCAGCAACAGCAGCAGCAGCAGCAACAGCAGAGGCAGAGGCGCUGCAGCUGGCUGCUGCUGCGGAGUCGUUUCUGCGGGCUCACAUCAAAGAAAGACAGGCAGCCCAGCAGCAAGCACAAGCAGCAGCAGCAGCAGCAGCAGCAGCAUCAGGAGAAGCAACCACGGAAGCAGUUACAGCAACUUCUCCCCAUGCUGUUGCUGCUGCUGCUGCUGCUGCUGCUGCUGCUUCAUCUGAGUCUCGAUUUAGUGCGCCUUAUGUUUGGGCCUCAGUGCUGUGGCAGUCGGUGCAGCUGCUGGAGCAGAGGAGACAAUACUGUGCUGCUGUUGAUAGGCUGCUGCUGCUGCUGCAGCUGCGCGAACUCUACGUUAUCCCUGCUGCUGCAGCAGCAGCAACAGCAACAACAGAAGCAACAGCAGAAACAACAGCAGCAACGACAGCAACAGCAAUAACAGCAGCAACAGCAACCGCAGCAGCAGCAAAGAAAGACGAAGAAGCAGCAGCAGCAAAGAAAGAAGAAGCAGCAGCAGCAGCUAAGAAAGAAGCUGCAGCAGCAACAGAAACAAAGCUGACAAUAAAACAAAAGCGAGAAGAAGGCGGGAAGCACUUGGAGGAAACCCAACAGCAGCAGCAGCAGCAGCAACAACAACAACAACAACAACAGCAACAGCAGCAGCAACAGCAGCAGCGGUAUGGGGUGUUUAGACACCGCGUGGGUAAGUGGUACAACCGACUGACUGUGCUGCUGCUGCAGCAUCUGCAGCAGCAGCAGCGAGCAGUAGUUGAAGCAGUCAGAUGCCUCCGCGAGGGGGAGGCUGUAUUUAUAUCAGAGAGACAAGAAGUAGCAAGGAGACUAAUUAAAGCUGCGGUGUCUAUACACCGCAAACGCCUAGCAGCAAACUGGGAGCAGCUGCAGCAGCAAGCGCUACAGCAGCAGCAGCAGCAGCAGCAGCAGCAGGAGCAGGAGAUACUCAGUGACACAGACAGCAGCAACUCGGAUGCAGAAUGCAGCACAGCACGAAGGAGGCGUAAACGAGUUGCUGCGAGCAGCAGCAGCACCAACGACAGCACCAGCUCAUCUGGCAGCAGCAGCGAUAGUGACUGCAGCAGCGACAGCAACAGCAGCAGCAGCAGCAGCAGCAGCAGCAGCAGCAGCAGCAGCACACGCACGAAGCGUGGUACCCCUGUGCGGUCUCCUCCACGAAAGCGUCGGAGAGCUGUACGUACAGCUGGAGGCAAAAAGAGCAGCAGCAGCAGCAGCAGCAAGAGCAGCAGGUCCUAUCAACAGACACAGCAGCAGCAGCAACAGCAGCAGCAGCUUGGGGUUUUAGAUUUGCUGCCAGCGGAUGUGCAUGAGGUGGUGUUGGACGCAUAUGAGGCUCAGCAGCAGCUGCAGCAGCAGCUACCAGUGUGCGUUGUGACGGCUCGCCCUCUUGUUGCUGCUGCAGCAGCAGGCCGCAGCAGCAUUUUUAUUGGCUGGGAUUCGCAGCUGCUGCGAGUUGAGCAGCUAGCGCUGCAGCACUACCAGAUGCAGGGGCAAUGGAGGGGGGUGCAUGAUGAAGGUGCAGCAAUCAGGAGUCUCUUUCUAAUCCUUGCUGCAGCGCAGCAGCAGCAGCAGCAGCAGCAGCUCAUGCUGCUGCAGCAGCUCCAGCACCACCAGCCCACCGGGAUACUUCCCCAAGUUAUCCAGAUGCAUGCACGUAAGGCCGCCACGGUGCAGCAGCAGCAGCAGCAGCAGCAGCAGCAGCAGGAGCAGGAAGAGACAGGGGAGGCCCGAGCAGCAGCAAAUCAAUGCCUUGCGGUAGCAUUCCUCCCAUCAGCAGACCCAUCAGAGCAGCAGAUGCUGCUGCCGGAGCAGCAGCAGCAGCAGCAGCAGUUGCUGCAGCAACUGCAGCGCAGCAGCCGCAGCGAAGUGCGCGCCCUCUUCAAGCAAGCUGUUGCUGAGGUGUAUGGACAGCAAAUAAGAGGAGUCACCUGGGACUGUGGGGCCCUGCAAAGGGGCGAAUAUUCAACAGCUGCUCAGCAGCAGCAGCAGCAGCAGCAGCAGCAGCAGCAGCAGCGGCGGCAGCUGAGCAGUCCGCUUGAUGAAGAAGGGGGUGAGGAGACAGGAGACGAGAUGGAAGAGGGUUUUCAAGCAGCCGAGAGCUUGUUGAUGCAGCAACAGCAGCAGCAGCAGCUGCUGCUGCAACAGCAGCAGCAGCAGGGGCGAGCAGCAGAGUGCGCCGAGUUCUACAGCAGCAUAGCAGCAGCAAUUGGGGGCCCCGCGCUUUCUUUUUUGUUUUGUUUGCUGGCUGAAGAUUACAGAGGCUGGUCCAAUGGUCUCCCAGACCUCCUCUUGUGGAGACCCAAGCAGCAGCAGCGGCAGCAGCAGCAGCAGCAGCAGCAGCAGGAGGAACCGCCGCUGGAGGGAAUGCAGCAAGGGGACCAGCAGCAGCAGCAGCAACAACAACAACAACAGCAAAAAAGAGAAGAGGAGAAGGAGCCGCCACAGACGGCGUUGGUGGAGGAACUGCAACACAGCAAGCGGCAGCAGCAGCAGCAGCAGCAGCAGCAGCAGCAGCAGCAGCAAGAGUGGGAGGUGAUGCUUGUAGAAGUGAAGGGCCCCCGCGAUCAUCUUUCAAAUAAACAAAGGUGUUGGCUGCUGCGGCUGCUGGCAGCAGGCGUGAAGACAGAAGUAUGCAAAAUAGCAGAGCCUGAAACCACUGAACGCAUGCAGCAGCAGCAGCAGCAGCAGCAGCAAAAGCAGCAGCAGGAAGAGCAGCAGCAGGAAACAGAAGGGGAGGAGAAGGCCUCCGCUGAUGCUGCAGCAGCAGCAAAGAGGAAGCAGCGGGGCCGAGGUGCUGCAGCAGCAGCAGCAGCAGCAAAAAAGCAGCAACAGAGACGACCCUCUAAACGAGGUCUUCUAGUUCUGAUGUCUCUGUAG
Molecule: messenger RNA, 5889 nt
Organism: Eimeria acervulina
Lineage: Eukaryota; Apicomplexa; Conoidasida; Eucoccidiorida; Eimeriidae
Exons: 3
Coding region: 1-5889 (1962 amino acids)
Molecular function (GO): hydrolase activity, acting on ester bonds
Source: RefSeq, a predicted model, not a curated record